AUGUCGGAAUGGUUUGUCCUCCGAAGAGGUCUUGCCAAUGGGUUCAUCAACGCGGCGGGAGCCCUAUCGGGACUGAUACUUCCAUUGGUCCUACCUAGUCUCAUUGAGAAGCACGGGAUACCCAAGACCCUGAGAAUGCUGGCUAUUGUCUUGUUUUCUCUCCUGUUACCCUUGCUGCCAUUCGUGCGCGGCCGACUGCCAGCGGCCAAAGUUCAAGCCCCGCAUUCUCAUCGGGGCGACAGUUCAUGGGAAUGGAUGAAACAGAGAAAGUUCCAUUUUUUGAUACUCAUCAAUACUAUUCAGGGACUCGGUUCGUGGUUCAUAUCCUCGUGCUCUAGGCGGAGCUAA
Messenger RNA from Acaulospora colombiana, 348 nucleotides. Lineage: Eukaryota; Fungi; Glomeromycota; Glomeromycetes; Diversisporales; Acaulosporaceae. The record is from the annotation of a GenBank genome assembly.